UGUUUGUCAUUUACUCUUCAAAUUCAAAUUAAUUUUCUUCGCUGAGCAAAUCCUUCACUCAUGCCGGAGUCAAUUUUUCUUCGAUGAGCCAUUGAGCUUGAUGUGAAGUGAAUGGUUUCUUCUCUCUUCCUUUUCUUCAUUCUAUUCCUCGUCUCUCUUCUCAUCAUCUUGGCUUUGAUCGUACGGCCUAAAUCCGUCAGGAUCCCAAUCAAGUCCCGCCACGUCUUCAUCACCGGUGGAUCCAGCGGCAUCGGUCUCGGUCUCGCCCACCUCGCCGCCGCCGAGGGCGCUCGAGUCUCCAUCCUCGCCCGCUCCCCUGAAAAGCUCGCCGAGGCCAAACGAUCCAUCCUGCUUGCGACCGGCGUCGAGGUCGACACGUUCUCUGCCGACGUUCGCGAUUACGACGCCGUUUCGAAGGCGGUUGACGAAUCGGGGCCGAUCGAUGUGUUGGUCGUCAAUCAAGGCGUGUUUAUUGGCAAGGAGCUUGAGAAACAGAGUCCUGAGGAGGUCAAGUUCAUGAUUGAUGUGAAUCUGCUCGGAAGCUUCAAUGUGAUUGAGGCGGCUUUGCCUUCCAUGAAAGCCAGGGAAAGUCGUGGCCCUGCCUCCAUUUUUAAGGCAGGUAUCUACGGUUACACUGCAUAUUCAGCGAGCAAGUUUGGGCUUCAAGGUUUAGCGCAAGCAUUGCAGCAAGAAGUUAUUUCUCAUGACAUUCAUGUGACUCUCUUGUUUCCUCCAGACACUGAUACACCCGGGUUUGAAGAAGAACAGAAGAAGAGGCCAGAGCUCACUUCCAUUAUAGCCGGAUCCUCUGGUUCAAUGAAAACUAAAGAAGUAGCCAAGAUAUGUCUUGAUGGUAUCAAAGCAGGAAAAUUCACUGUGACGUGCCAUUUCAUUGGGUUCUUACUAUCUCUUGCAUCGUUUUGGCUUGCUUUCACUGAAGUUAUGUUCGGUGGUCUAAUUAGACUCGUAGGCUUUUUUUUCCAAUGGGAUUGGUAUAAAACCAUAGAAAAGUGGAGCAAAAAAGACAAGAAGCAAAGAGUAAGAUAGCUUAGGUCGUCAAACCAUCUUAUCUUUGGUAUAAACCAUUCUUUCUUUGUAACAGGUUUAUGAUUUGUAGAGGUUCAAAAGACAAAGAUUUAUGAAAUGUAUAUGAUCACGCCUUUGUACAGUAUAGGAUUUGCCGAAAUACAAUG
Messenger RNA from Eutrema salsugineum, 1193 nucleotides. RefSeq names its product 3-dehydrosphinganine reductase TSC10B. NCBI's taxonomy places the organism in Eukaryota, Viridiplantae, Streptophyta, Magnoliopsida, Brassicales, Brassicaceae. Gene Ontology annotation, biological process: sphingolipid biosynthetic process. Gene Ontology annotation, cellular component: endoplasmic reticulum membrane. Gene Ontology annotation, molecular function: 3-dehydrosphinganine reductase activity. The record is from RefSeq and is a predicted model, not a curated record.